This is a messenger RNA of Coffea eugenioides, 1128 nucleotides long. Its product is annotated as PTI1-like tyrosine-protein kinase At3g15890. Bases 1 to 1128 code for a protein of 375 amino acids. Gene Ontology annotation, biological process: protein phosphorylation. The transcript has 4 exons. Gene Ontology annotation, molecular function: ATP binding; protein kinase activity. NCBI's taxonomy places the organism in Eukaryota, Viridiplantae, Streptophyta, Magnoliopsida, Gentianales, Rubiaceae. The record is from RefSeq and is a predicted model, not a curated record.
AUGGGCAAGAGCAUGCUCUUGAGAUGCUUUUGCUUCUCAUCUGAAAAUGAUCCAUCAACAAACUCCAGCGCUAACAAGAAAAGGGAUUAUCCAUGGGAAGUAUACACCCUCAAGCAGAUUGUAAAUGCAACCAACAACUUUCAUAAUGAUAACAAGAUUGGCGAAGGCGGGUUCGGAAGCGUUUACCGGGGUCGAACAAGUAAAGGCGUCGAGAUAGCAGUGAAACGGCUAAAGACCUUGAGUGCAAAAGCGGAAAUGGAGUUUGCAGUGGAAGUAGAGAUACUUGGCAGAGUGAGACAUAAGAAUUUGUUAGGCCUAAGGGGAUUUUAUGCUGGAGACGAUGAAAGGUUGAUCGUAUAUGAUUACAUGCCUAACCAUAGCUUGAUCACUCAUCUACACGGUCAACUCGCUGCCGAUUGCCUUCUUGAUUGGUCACGACGAAUGAGUAUUGCAACUGGAUCGGCUGAGGGACUAGCGUAUUUGCACCACGAAGCAAAUCCGCACAUAAUACACAGAGACAUAAAGGCCAGCAAUGUACUUCUGGAUUCGGAAUUCGUACCGAAGGUUGCUGAUUUUGGUUUUGCUAAGCUAAUCCCGGACGGGGUGACGCACCUGACUACGAGAGUGAAGGGAACAUUAGGAUAUUUGGCUCCAGAAUACGCCAUGUGGGGGAAGGUUUCGGAGAGCUGUGAUGUGUAUAGCUUCGGAAUAUUACUUCUGGAAAUCAUAAGCGGUAGAAAGCCACUGGAGAAGCUGCCGGGCGGGGUUAAGCGGGACAUAGUGCAGUGGGUUACACCCUUGGUGCAAAAGGGUGCAUUCGAUCUAAUUGGUGAUCCCAGGUUGAAGGGAAAACUUGAUCGCUCCCAGUUAAAAGCGGCGGUGAUGAUUGCCAUGAGAUGCACCGAUGGAAAUCCGGAGAACAGACCUCUCAUGAUGGACGUUGCGGAUUGGCUAAAGUGGGGCAUUGGGAUACGGAAGAAGGAGAUCAAAAUAGUUAACAAGGUCGUUGACGACGAAACUGAUGGUGAGGAAGAAGAAGAAGAGACUGAUAAUGAGGGGUACGCAAUGGACAAAUCCACGAGGAGAAUGACGGGCGGUAGAGCAGCCGGUGGAGCAAGAAAGGAUUAG